CAUAAUUCGAAAGUGCCAAGUCAGCAUAUGGAAACCAUUCUUUUUGUGCAGACCGAGAAUGGUUUUUGUGCAGACCUAAUAUAGAGAGAGAGAGAGUAGCAGAGAUGAAUGCAAGGUCAUCAGAUCUACAGAUUGCUGUCACUCUAGCGUUGCUUAUUUUAAGUUGGUCAUGCCGAGGGGAAGCUUAUUUGACAAUAACCCCCACUGUGGCUUGUCCUGAUGACACUGUAUCCUUCACCUGCACUCUGCCUGGUAGCUUUAUACGAUGGGUAAUCCUUCCACUGCAAGGGGCCCUGUUCAGCAUAUCUUUAUUUUCUAACAAUGAUGAUGUCACAGACGGUAUUCCAGCAUUCCGUGGUGUUCGCAAUGACACGAGUGAAGAUAAUGUCACUGCCACUCUCAUUUCACUGUCCAAGGCCUCCAUUGUGGAGGGUUUUAUGGUGGAGUGUAUUGGGGCUAGCUCACGAGAAGGUCCUCUUCCCAUUACUGUUGCUGAUCCACCCUCCCCUCCCUUGAGUCCAAGAGUCUCCUUCACUCUAAACCAACCCAGCUACUCUAAUACUACCCUGGAGUGGGGCCCUCCCUCCUCUACUGGCAGUGUGUCUGUCAACUAUGUCGUUACUAUCUCCCCAACACCUUUCUCUGGGUCACCAGUCACCGUGGAGGCCAUCUCGGCACAGAUAACUGUCUCCUACAACACUCUCUACAAUGUGACUAUCAGAGCUGACAACUGUGCAGGAAUGAGCCAAGAGAGUUUAAUUAUGGAUCUAAUUGUGUGCCCCACACCGUCUACUGCUGCUGAUGUGACUAUCACCAACACACCUCCUGUCACUAUUGGUGGAUCUAUGCUCACCUUCACUUGCAGAGACAGUGAAGUGAUAACCUCAACCUGUGGCAGUAGUGGGUGGUCUCCUGACCCUGGGACCUUCGACUGCAGCAGUCCAGUUACAGAUCCCCAAGUCAGCUGUGGUUCUCCUGCUAUACCAUCUAGAGGUAGUUUGGACAUCAAUGGUGGGACACCACCCUUCUCACUGGGUUCAGAGAUAACUUAUCGCUGUGACGAUGGACUGUUCCCUCCUGAUGUGAGGACCAGCACAUGCACUGAUGUGGAGGGUAGGGGAGAGUGGGUGGAGAAUCCUAGGAGCUUGGUGUGCAGAGUGAGUCCAGUCAACUGCUCUCUUCCUGCUGAGCCAUCCAACGGAACUAUAGUGAACUAUGAGAGGUUGAAUGAGACAGUGUCUGAGGGAACAGUGCUGACUUACCAGUGUGACAAUGGAUUCUCAUUGACUAAACCCAACACCAUCACUUGCACUAAUGCUGGAGUCUGGAGUAUUGAGCCUGAGGCAAUCAUGUGUGUGCCACCAACUGAAGCUGCCACCCUAUCAACUGGUGCAACUCUUGCCAUCGGUGUUACUACUACUUUCGUUGCAUCUACUAUCCUUGGAUUUCUAGCUGGACUCCUAGUGAUGUAUUCGUUCACGCGUAAGAAGGCAGUGUACUACACAAGAAAAACAGCAUUAUCUGUUGUACAACCCACUAAACCAGUUGGUCCUGUUUAUGAAGAGGUGUCACCCAAAGAGGAGAUUGAACUGAACACUAACCAGGCGUAUGGACCAGUAGGACUGUGAAUUUUGUACUACUAACUUUUGUACUAACUAUCAUCAUGCAUACAAUUUAAGUUUUCUAGCCAGUAUUAUAAGUGUUUCAUCGAUCUGCUAUAGACUGCUAACCGUUUAAACAGUUACUUUAAUUAUAUAAUUAAAAACAAUAGCAAUUACAUAAUAAUGUUUUGUUAACAAAAAAUAUACACACAAUUAAGUCAUAAUAAUUAUUAUG
This is a messenger RNA of Halichondria panicea, 1836 nucleotides long. RefSeq lists its product as uncharacterized. Bases 105 to 1628 code for a protein of 507 amino acids. Lineage: Eukaryota; Metazoa; Porifera; Demospongiae; Suberitida; Halichondriidae. The record is from RefSeq and is a predicted model, not a curated record. Gene Ontology annotation, molecular function: protein binding. The transcript is spliced from 7 exons.